Phragmites australis (common reed) is the source of this 1067-nucleotide messenger RNA. Its product is annotated as transmembrane emp24 domain-containing protein p24beta3-like. The record is from RefSeq and is a predicted model, not a curated record. Bases 181 to 822 code for a protein of 213 amino acids. The transcript has 4 exons. Gene Ontology annotation, cellular component: endoplasmic reticulum; endoplasmic reticulum-Golgi intermediate compartment; Golgi apparatus. Lineage: Eukaryota; Viridiplantae; Streptophyta; Magnoliopsida; Poales; Poaceae. Gene Ontology annotation, biological process: Golgi organization; intracellular protein transport; endoplasmic reticulum to Golgi vesicle-mediated transport.
ACGCAUCACCUCCAUUGCCAUCUUGCCCCCGUGACCCCGACCCCGUCUCGUCUCGGCUUCCUCCUCUCGCCUCACCUCCCCACCCGGACCCGCCGCGCACGAGCAAAGCUCACCGCCUCCGCAUCAGAGCUAGAACCCUAGCCCCACGCGGGGAGCAGUGGUUUCAAUACCGGGGCAGGCAUGGCGAGGUGGCGGACGGCGGCGCUGCUGGCAGUAGCGCUGGCGGCGGUUCUGGCGGCCGCGUGGCGGGCGGAGGCGCUGUCGGUGACGGUGACCGAUACCGAGUGCGUCCACGAGUUCGUGCCCUACGAGGGAGACACCGUGUCCGGGAACUUCGUCGUCGUCGACCACGACAUCUUCUGGAGCUCCGACCACCCCGGCAUCGACCUCACGGUAACUUCACCCGGUGGUAACACUGUACAUACAUUGAAGGGGAAAUCUGGUGACAAAUUUGAGUUUAAAGCUCCAAGGGGUGGAAUGUACAAGUUCUGCUUCCAUAAUCCAUAUGGAGCACCUGAAACUGUUUCUUUCUACAUUCAUGUUGGGCACAUACCCAAUGAGCAUAAUCUGGCAAAAGAUGAGCACUUGGACCCUAUCAAUGUGAAAAUCGCGGAGCUGAAGGAAGCAUUAGAAUCUGUCACUGCCGAGCAGAAGUACCUAAAAGCACGUGAUGCUCGUCACCGACACACAAAUGAGAGCACCCGGAGGCGAGUCAUGUUGUACACAAUGGCGGAGUACCUAGCUUUCAUGGCUGCUAGCGCAUUGCAAGUUGUCUACAUCCGCCGCCUAUUCAGCAAAAACGUAGCAUACAACAGAGUGUAGGGUACUCAACUCCAAGGCGUGGGUGGAAGCGGCACAUGGUCGGAAUGGGAAAUGUUUUCUGCCAAUUUGACAAAUUGUAGCUCUGCAUCCUCUUUUUUUAGUCUAUAAGCAACACUUUUUAAUUUAUCGUCAUGUACUUUUAGCAACUCUUGUGAGAUGUGAAGUGCAUUUGUUGCUGAACAUAGAUCCAUAAUUAAUCUUCAGAGGAUUAUCGCAAAAGCAAGAAUAUUGUUGAUUCUCUAUUA